Messenger RNA from Helianthus annuus (common sunflower), 1341 nucleotides. RefSeq lists its product as uncharacterized. Lineage: Eukaryota; Viridiplantae; Streptophyta; Magnoliopsida; Asterales; Asteraceae. The record is from RefSeq and is a predicted model, not a curated record. The transcript is spliced from 5 exons. The coding region runs from base 261 to 1187 and encodes 308 amino acids.
GAGCCAGCUCAGUUUAUAAUCGAGCCGAGCCUGAGCUUGCCCUAGCUCGACUCGGCUCGGCUCAUCUCAUGAACAGCCCUAGACAAAGAGUUGGCAAGAUAUCGGGUUGGGUCGGGUCCCCAAGCUCAGGAACACGAACACUCUCUUAUCUUUCAGUUUCAGUUUCCCAAUCAAUCUGUGUAGUGUAGGUAGGGUUUCAACUCUCAUAAAACUCUUCACUUGCUCAUCAGAUACUCUUACAAUUGCAGUUUCCUGACCAGAUGCAGGCGGCUAGAGGAGGUUGGCUUGGGCAAACAUUUGCUCUAGCCAAGCAUCAUGAUUCGUUUGACGGGAAGAAAUCCGGUGGUAUUCGGCGUUCCAAGGAGGAAAGGAAGGGAAUGGUUGAGACUUUUAUUAAGAGGUAUCAGAAGAGUAACAAUGGAGAUUUCCCAUCGCUCAAUCUCACACGUAAGGAAGUUGGUGGGUCCUUUUACACAGUUCGUGAAAUAGUUCGGGAGAUAAUUCAAGAAAAUCGAGUAUUGGGCCCACCCAAAUCACCUUCAGGGGAUCAUAACAUGGAGAACCUUAAUAGCUUCUUGGAACACCAUCCACAAGAGACACAAAUCCAACACGAGUCUGAGUUUGUGUUUAUAAAUGAAAACGUGUUGAAUUUGCCGAAUAACGAAGCAUUUGAAAAUUUGAAGAACGGAGAAUUAUCAAUGGAAGAACAAAAAGUUGAAGUACACGAAGUUGUAGCAAACGGAACUCAAAAUCAUCAAAUAAUAGAAGUAGAUAAAAACUUGGAGGAAGAGAUGGUACAUCCACUACAAGAGUCAAAGUCAAAGUUGGAAAGUCAAAAGGGUCAAGCCCGUUCGUCAACGAAAGAAAACUUGGUGUUUAAUGUUAAUGGUAGCACAGAUGUUCAACUUGAAGAUACUUUACUUUCUGAACAAAAGACUAUAAAUGGUCACACCAAAACCUCCUGUAAUCUGGUACGAGAGCCAACACUUGAGGAAAGACUUGCAAAUUUGAACCAAUCUAGUAGCCAGCCUGGUUCCAGUCCCCAAAACAGAAUCACAACGUUGAAUAGAGUUGAUCUUAAGUCAUGGAAAGCAGUAUCAAGGAAAGCUAGUGGCCGGGAAACUCACCAAGUCGUGAAAUUCAUACGGUCUUUCAUCACCGCAUUCGUGAAGUUUUGGUCUGAGUAGAUUGUUUUUUUAGGGUCAAGUUUGCGUAUGUUUUGAGAGUGAAAUAGAGUGGUAAUGUUAUGAAAUAGUAUGGAUGUUACCUGUUUUUGUAGUGUAAAAAAGGAAAGAAUAUUUGAUUUUUUUUUCUUUCUAAUGACUGUUGCAUAUGGUUAAA